Molecule: messenger RNA, 1488 nt
Organism: Paecilomyces variotii
Lineage: Eukaryota; Fungi; Ascomycota; Eurotiomycetes; Eurotiales; Thermoascaceae
Product: multidrug and toxin extrusion protein 2
Exons: 3
Coding region: 1-1488 (495 amino acids)
Biological process (GO): xenobiotic detoxification by transmembrane export across the plasma membrane
Cellular component (GO): membrane
Molecular function (GO): xenobiotic transmembrane transporter activity; antiporter activity
Source: RefSeq, a predicted model, not a curated record
AUGACUCCCUCCGAGACGUCGCCUCUUCUCGCCGAGCAAUCACCCCAGACACGGCAGAAGCACCACCGCCACCACCACGAUGUGCCCCCAGAUUUCUCGCCGUCCUCCGGGGAGAGUCUCUGCCUGCCGCCUGGAGACGAGGCGGUCGCUUCCGAGGAAUGCAAAUUGCUUCUAACCCGGUCUGCUCCCCUGAUUGUCACGUUUCUGCUCGAGUACUCGUUCACGGCGGCGAGCAUUUUUGCCGUUGGCCAUAUUGGAAAGAUCGAAUUAGCAGCCACCGCAGUCGCGGGCCUCACGGCAAACAUUACUGGCUAUGCAAUCUACCAAGGCCUCGCGACAAGCCUCGACACGCUGUGUCCGUCCGCGUACGGCGCAGGCCGGAAGGAUCUCGUCGGCCUUUAUUGCCAGCGCAUGACCUGUUUCCUGUGGUUCAUGACGAUCCCGAUCGCGGCCAUAUGGCUCUGCGCAGAUCGCCUUUUGAAGCUCUUUAUCCAGCCCGAGAUCGCCAGGAUGGCUGGGUUGUACCUCCGCGUCCUGGUAUUGGGCGCGCCGGGCUAUGCGGCAUUUGAGUGUGGGAAGAGAUUCAUGCUGGCGCAAGGUCUCUUCUCGGCAACCGUAUGGGUUCUGAUUUUGUGCGCACCACUCAAUGCAGUUCUCAAUUAUCUCUUCGUCUGGACAUUCAACUGGGGCUUUCUCGGAGCCCCAAUGGCCGUCGUCAUUGCCCAGACUCUGAUGCCCGUCAUCCUUGCCGUCUACAUCACCUGCAUCGCAGGAUCCGAAUGCUGGAAUGGCUUCACGCGGUCUGUUUUCCACGGGUGGUGGCCAAUGGUUCGACUUGCUCUUCCAGGGAUGGUGAUGGUGGAAGCCGAACUGCUCGCAUGGGAGCUUCUCACGUUGGCAUCCAGCUUCAUUUCCGUGGAGCAUCUUGCCGCACAGUCAACGAUCGCAACACUAGGUGCGAUCGCUUUCAACUUUCACUUUCCGAUCUCUAUUGCCGCGGCGACUAGGAUAUCAACGUUGAUCGGCGCAGGCCACGCAGAUGCAGCCAAAAGGGCAGCGAAGGUAUCGAUCUUGACUGCUUUUGUCUUCGGAAUCCUUGUGGCCAUUCUCUUAGGAACGCUACGGAACCAGCUUCCUGCGCUUUUCACCGAAAACCCGGAUGUCAUCCAUUUCGUCAGUGCUGUUUUACCGAUGGUCGGAGUUUCGCAGGUCUUUGACUCGCUGGCAACGUCCUGUAACGGCCUUCUCAGAGGACUGGGAAAGCAGAACGUUGGAAGUGUCACCGCCCUGUUCUGCUAUUACGGGGUUGGGAUUCCGAUCUCAUUUGCCUUGGCAUUUUGGUUUCACUGGGAUCUUCUGGGUUUGGCAGUUGGAACGACAUUAGCUUUAUUGCUAGUCGCCCUCAUCGAAGGGGCCUUUAUGGCGACGACUCACUGGGAGCGUAUUGUAGAGGAGGCAAGCAUGCGCAAUGAGCCGACGGUUUCUUAG